ACCGCCGCGCCGGGGCCGCUGCUGGGGCCGCGGUGCCCCGCACUCGGCCCAGUCGCCGGAGACUAGCCCUGAGGGUCGCACGUGCACACGGAGACAGAGACAGAGACAGAGACGGAGAGAGUUAGAGAGCGGAGCAGCCAGGUCGACGACUGGGUCAGCAGCAGCACGGACGGUGCAAAGGUGUCAGGGUAGUCGCUCUGCUCUCAUUAGAACCAAACAUCUCAGCCAUGGACGUCGAGAGGGGACUGUUUAAGCGCACUCGGCUGAUGGAGGCAGCCAUCGCCGGCGAUGUCGACAAGAUCAAGGAACUCCUCGCAGCUGGGGCGAAUGUCAACCACGCUUCCAGCUAUGACGGGGAGACGGCUCUGACGCUGGCCUGUUCCCGCGGGGAGACCAAGCCGGUCGGCCUGCUGGUACAGCGCGGAGCAGACGUGAACCAUGUCAACGGGGAUGGGGAUACCCCGCUGAUACUGGCCGCAGGCUCUGGAAACGUCCUGUUGGUGAAGGGCCUGCUGGUGGAGAAGGCCGACUUCGAGUACCGCAACAAGAGGACCGGCGAUACGGCGCUAAGUAGAGCCAUGGCCUUCGACCGACAGGCGUGCGCCCAACUGCUGAUAAAGCACGACGCGUUCGUAGCCACGGACGUGUCCUCGAUGUUCGAGGCCAUCCGCGCUGGUCACACCGACACCAUACUGGAGUUACUGAAGAGACAUGAACAGGAGAAGGGUACCAAGCCCCGUGUGGAGACGAUUGUGCUCAGCGCAGCCUCCUGCGGACAAGUGCACAUCAUAGAGACGCUUCUCGACAUCGACAGAGACAACGAGCUCAACGUGCUCAACUACCGUACGAUGGACGGUCGGACCCCGCUGAUCGCCGCCUGCGCCGCCGGUCACACGGACACCGCCGAGCUGCUGAUCGAGCGCGGCGCACAGGUGGACAGCCCGCUCAACAAGACCAUGACGCCGCUGUCGGUGGCCGUGGACGGCGGCCACGCCGACCUGACGCUGCUGCUGCUGGCCAAGGGCGCCGACCCGCACCGCCAACUGCAGAGCGGGCUGACUCCUGUGAUGAUCGCCUCCUCCCACGGCUUCACCAAGGUGCUCAACAUGCUGCUCAACUACGAGACCAUCCAGCAGAACAUGGAGGCACUGAGCGAUGCAAAUCGCGCGGCUGGAGCUGCCAACGGAGCCGCUAACGGCGCUGCCAACCGGGCCGCCAACGGGGCCGCCAACGGGGCCGCCAACGGGGCCGCCAACGGCGCUGCCAACGGGGCCGCCAACGGCGCUGCCAACGGGGCCGCCAACGGCGCUGCCAACGGGCACGGCGCGAACGGAGCCUCCAGCGGCGGGUACGACAGCGAGACGAGCUCCGAAGGCGGCGGCGCCAGCGGCGACUCCGGCAGCGACAACGACGACGAGUUGGUGGACGAGGCCGAGACGGGCUCCGACGAGGAGCGCCCGCAGAGGGAGGCGCGGCGCGGCGCCGCCGCCCGGCCCUCGGCCCGCCGCGCACUGUGGCAGGACGCCUUCUCCGUCGGCAGGCAGGAGCGGGCCCGGAAGCGGUCGGUGCUGGUGCGCGCGUACGGCGCCGAGCUGGCCGCGCUCUCCGGCGUCCCGGUGGACCAGCUCCUGCCGGACAGUGACGAGGAGGAGGCCCUGGAGAUCCAGUACCGCGUGGCCGAGACGCAGCUCAUCCUGGACGACAUCCGCGACGAUACCAAGGAGUACCUGGAGCGGCAGGCCGAAUACGAGCAGAGCAUGGACCAGCUGCCCGCCGACCCCGAGGAGAGGAAGCUGACGCUGCAGCAGCUCAAUGAGGAAGGCGCGCGCCUCGACUCCAUGAAGGAGCGGAUGAACAAGAGGAUCGACCAGUUUGAGGCCAAGGUUCGGGACAACUAUCGGAAAGUGAAGGAUCCUCCGCCGAGGGCAAUGUCUCCCCCCAAGGGACUCGCUGCUCGCCGGGUGAUGAUGAACAAGGAGCGGCUGGUGACGGUGGUGACGUCCAAGGGAGACACGCCGCUACACCUGGCCGCCGGCGCCGGUCACAAGGACGCCAUCGAACUGCUGCUCAUCAGCGGAGCGCACACCGAGGAGUACAACCAGGCCGGGGUGCUGGCGCUCCACCUGGCCGCCUCUGGAGGGCACGCCGACGCCGUCCAGGCGCUGAUCGCCUACCGCGCCGACAUCGAGGGCGUCACCAAAUCCAGCUGCGACACCGCGCUCGGCCUGGCCGCCAUGAACGGGCACAUGGAGACCAUGGCCGUGCUGCUGCAGCGCGGCGCGAGCGUGCGCCACGAGAACGCACUGUCGCUGACGCCACUGGCCCUGGCGGCCCAGGGCGGCCACACAGCCGCCAUCGAGCUGCUCAUGGACGCCGACGCCGACAUCGACGGCGGCAACUUCAGCAAGAUGUCGUUCAGAGAGGAGAUGGACCCGGCGGCGCGCGCCAACGUCACCCCCCUGAUGCUGGCCGCUUCCCACGGCCACGGCGACACGGUCCACUAUCUCCUUGCCUACGGAGCCAAGACCAACAUCAAGGCAACCAAGACCAAGGUGAACGCCCUGAACCUGGCCUGCCGGAAGGGUCAUCUGGACAUCGUCAAAUCACUUCUGAAGAGGACCAAAGUCACCAAGGACUUCAUCGAGAACUGCGCCAGGCAAGGGGUGACGCCGCUGAUGGAGGCGGCGAUGCUGGGCCACACGGAGCUGGGCCAGCUGCUGCUGGACGCCGGCGCCCACGUUAACACGGAGUCUCUGGUGCACCAUGACACGGCGCUGCACGCGGCCGCCGCCGCCGGCAUGCUCCAGUUCGCCGAGAUGCUCAUCAGACGCGGCGCUCGGGUGGACGUGAAGAACAAGAGCGGCCGCACGCCGCUCUGGAUGGCCGCCGAGAGCGGCUUCGUCGACCUGGCCACGCUACUGCUGGAGAAGGGCGCCAGCGUGCACUCGCAGGACAACGCAGACGUGUCCGUUCUGAAGCAGGCGUACAGAAAUGCUCAGGUCGAGAUGACCGAGUUCCUCCUGAAGAGGGGCGCGCGCCUCCCCAAGGACGCCGGCGCCGACCUGAAGACCUGCAUCGACAAGUGCAAGGACGAUCCCUCGAAGAUGUUCCAGGUGGCUCGGCUGGAGAAAUGCCGCGCCAUCGCCAUGGCCGCCGCCGGUAAGACCAAAAAGCGGCCCGGUCAGGCGCAGCAGCAGCAGCGGCAGACGGAUGCCGAGAGAAAGGCGGCCGAGCAGCGCGCGCAGCAGGCCUUCGAGGAGCUCCUCCUGGCAGAGGGAGGAGGACAAAAGGGCGCCGGAGGAGGACAAAAGGGCGGCGGAGGCGGAAAGAAAAAGAACCGGAAGAAGAACAAAAAGGGAGGAAAAUCGGCUACCGCCGCGGCAAGCUCUGCAGGCCGGGACUCGGACGACGCGGCCAGCCAGGGCUCCCAGUCACCCGAUGAGGAAGGGUCGCUGCGUGUUUCUGCCGAAGAUUCUGCCCGCAAAACUGACCCAGAGAGCUCAGCUGGCAAGUCACCGUCUCAUGCAGCUGCCGUGCCCAGCAAAUCAACCUCAGGUGGAGGUCGGCAGACGCCUGCAGAGCCCAUGCCUCCCCAAAAGCAGAAGGGCAAGCAACAGCAGAGUAAGACGUCUGCGCAGGCGAAGUCUCCUCAAAAGCAGAAGAACCAACAACAGCAGAGUGAGCCCUCUGCGCAGGCGAAGUCUCCUCAAAAGCAGAAGAACCAGCAACAGCAGAGCGAAUCCUCUGCGCAGGCGGGAUCUCCAACGAAGCAGAGGUACCAACAGCAAGAGCAACAGCAGCAGCAGCAGGGCCAGUCCUCGAGACGCCGACAUGGGCAGAGCCACCAGUCACAGCGGCGGCAGCCUCGGCCGCAGGAGGGACAGCAGGAGGGACAGCAGCCGCAGCCUCAGGAGGCUAGCCAGGAGAAACAGCAGGAGAGGCAGCAGCCGCAGCCGAAGGAGGCCCAGCAGCAGCGGCCCGCCGGCUCCAGGGGCUCGUCCGCCUCCUCUGUCGGCCGGGGCGCGGCGCGGCGCGACCUGACACCCUCCCAGCCGGAGGCGCCGCCCGGGAUGGCCUACGAGCCCUUCCGGCGGAGGUACGAGUGGGUGUCCAACCCGGAGAGGAUCCCCGGCCACUCGGCGUCAGCCGCCCGGCCGGCCGGCGCCUCUGCCGAGCCGCCGACGGCAGGCGAGACAGCAGCGGACGGCCUAGCAGUGAACGCCGCAGCAGCAGAUGGCGCGGAGGGAGGGCCCUCCGAACCCGGGAGGGACGCGCCAAAGGUGGGUCCUCGUGCCUAG
Messenger RNA from Amphibalanus amphitrite, 4298 nucleotides. Its product is annotated as ankyrin repeat domain-containing protein 17-like. The record is from RefSeq and is a predicted model, not a curated record. Gene Ontology annotation, biological process: innate immune response. Gene Ontology annotation, molecular function: protein binding. Bases 228 to 4298 code for a protein of 1356 amino acids. Gene Ontology annotation, cellular component: cytoplasm. Lineage: Eukaryota; Metazoa; Arthropoda; Thecostraca; Balanomorpha; Balanidae. The transcript is spliced from 26 exons.